AUGGAUCCUCAGCAACGUAUGGCCUUAGAAGUGGCAUAUCAUACUUUCGAAAAUGCCGGCAUACCCAUUGAAAAACUUCGUGGGAGCCAAACCGCUGUGUUUGGAGCAACUAUGUCGGGUGAUUACUCCAAGAUGAUGGCUAAAGAUGGUGAUACUGCCCCUCCGCAAGCAGUCACUGGAGGGCAACUGGGGAUACUGCCCAAUCGAAUCAGUUGGUAUUUUGACCUACGUGGGCUUAGUAUCCACCUUGACACAGCAUGCUCUAGUAGCAUGGUUGCAGUUGAUAUGGCGUGUCAAGCGAUGAGAAGUGGCAAUGCCAAAGCGGCUUUAGUUCUAGGUUCCAACCUGCUUCUUAGUUCGGACUCAACGAUCCUUCUGGAACAGGGAAAUUUCCUUUCGCCUGACAGUAAGUGCUUCAGCUUUGAUGCGCGAGCUAAUAACUAUGCUCGUGGCAAGGGCAUAGCGGCUCUCCUACUUAAGCCGUUACAUAAUGCUCUACGAGACGGAGACAUCAUUCGAGCAGUUGUACGAGGAAUUGGCUCUAAUCAGGAUGGUCGAACGCCGACACUUACGCAGCCUAGCGCCGAAUCUCAAGAAGCUCUCAUUCGCCGAGUCUAUGCACAGGCCGGAUUGGGAUUUGAGGACACGAGAUAUAUUGAAGCUCAUGGCACGGGGACGUCGGUGGGAGAUCCUAUUGAGGUGUCGGCAAUCGGAAAUGUGUUCAGAGAACACCGCUCGCAGGAGGAACCUCUUUUAGUCAUUGUUUUUUAUAUGUCCAUUGACACGUUCAAAAAGGUUCCUAUAGAGAGUACCCUAUGGCCAACAUCUAAUCUCCGUCGAGUUUCGGUCAAUUCCUUUGGUUACGGAGGGACAAAUUCCCACAUUAUCUUGGAUGAUACCUUGCAUUAUCUUCAAAGUCAUGGACUUACCGGGUACCAUCAUUGCACUGUCUCCCCUUGUAUUGCCGAGGAGCCCACUGUCAACGGAGCCGUACAUUCCACAACCACCAGUAACAGGAAUGACUUCAAUACUGGAUCAACAGAGCUUAAGCUUCUGCCAAUGCCGAAAAUACUUAUAUGGAGUGCUGCAGAUUCAAAUGCUUUGGAGCGCAUGAAGUAUACCUACCAAGAUUACUUCCAAGCUCACAUCAUCGGAAGCAGCGCCAAAACUGACCAGCUGGCAUAUACACCGGCAGCAAGACGAUCUGAUAUGCCAUGGCGAACUUUUACUGUAGUCGGUGGACAAAAGAACCCCAUUGACAAAGAAAAAGUUAACGGUGACAUGCUUCCUCUGGCCCUGGCGCCAGCAGUCCGAGCGCCGACUAAAAAGCCUAUCAUUUCCCUCGUCUUCACAGGACAAGGGGCGCAAUAUGUUGACAUGGGGUUGGAGCUGUUAUGUUACUCAGUUUUUGAGAAAAGUUUACGAAAAUCUGAUGGCAUUUUAACCAGUCUAGGAAGUGGCUGGUCAAUAUUCGACAGUGUUAAGCUUACUGACACAAUGUCCCACCCCAAUUCAGAUGAGCUUUGCAAUGAGCAAAACAUCAACCGUCCAGAAUUCAGCCAGCCACUUUGUACCGUGCUGCAGAUUGCCCUAGUCGACCUCCUUUCUAGUUUUGGUGUAACGUCCACUGCUGUGGUUGGACAUUCGAGCGGAGAAAUUGCCGCUGCGUACACCACCGGCGCUAUAUCUCACAAAUCUGCAUGCAAAGUGGCAUAUUUUCGUGGAAAAUUAACCGAAAAACUUCGAGCUAUGACUGAAAUUACAGGCGCCAUGAUUGCAGCUAACAUUCCUGAAUACGAAGUUCCUGCAUAUCUGGCAGAGUUAGAUUUGGGAUCUUGGAAAGACACAGUUUGCAUUGCAUGCUUAAAUAGCCCUACCAAUGUCACACUCUCUUGCCCUUCAGAAGCUAUUGAUAUCCUCAAAGUUGAUCUUGAUCAGCGUGGUAUCUUUGCUCAGAAGUUGAAUACUGGUGUUGCAUACCAUUCUCCAGCCAUGCUGGCCGUUGCUGACGAAUAUGCCUCGCUGGUGGGCUCUCUCGAAUCGGACAUAUACUGGGUUGACAACAUGGUUUCGCCUGUGCGAUUCGCAGAUGCCAUAAAGCUGUUAGAGAAAAAGACUGAAGAGUCAGUCACAGGAGGACCAGAAAUCAUAACUGAUUUAAUUGAGAUUGGUCCUCACCCAGCCCUACGUAGGCCAAUAAAAGAUUCACUUUCAUCGCCUGUACGAUAUCACUCUGUUUUGGAGCGUAAAAAGUCGUCGCUACAAACCAUUUUAAUUGUCUUGGGAACAUUGUGGUGCCACAAAUAUCCUGUUUCUAUAUUGGCCGGAAACCUUCAAGCAGAGGAAAAAUUUCCCUUCCUCGUCGAUUGUCCCCCAUAUCCAUUUGAUCAUAGCCGACGCUACUGGGCCGAGUCAAGGUUGAGUAAAGACUUCAGACUGAGGCCAAGCUCGCCUGGAUAUAUGCUUGGAAGACGUAAUCAUGACUGGAAUGCACUGACACCACAGUGGAGAAAUUGGCUGAGCACCGAAGCAAUGCCUUGGCUCGAGGAUCAUAUAAUUUCCAACAAAAUGAUUUGCCCUGGAACAGGAAUGGUAGUCAUGGCCAUUGAGGCUGUGAAACAAGAGAUAUCUGCAAGCCACCGUAUAGUUUCAGGGUUUCUCUUGAAGAAAACUCAGUUCCUUGCUCCAAUCACAGUCGGCAAGAAUGUACAGACUGCUACUGAGACAGUCCUUCAUUUGCAUCCCAUACAGAACACGUACGAAAAAGAACAAACAUGCUAUGAAGUCAAUAUAUUUACCUACCGAGAUGAACGAUGGACACAAUGUUUCCGCACCAAUGUCCAAGUACAGAAUGAAGAAGCCAAUAAGACCCAAGUGGACGGCGGCCUGGAGAACCAACUUUGGCAAGAGCAGUUCCAACAGCGCUUUCAGGAAGCAGCUGAGUCUUGCAAAGAGACUGUGGAUAGAAGCGCCUUCUACCGUCAAAAGUCAACUGCACGAAUUGAUCUAACUGCAUUUCAAAAACAGCAUGAGAUAAUUGAGAGCCCUACCCAUCCAACUGUUCUAGACGCAGGCAUUCAUCUCCUUCUAGUACAAAUCUCGAAAGGCCUUGGUGAAGAUGGUGCAACAGUUGUUCCGCAACGGAUAGCAAACCUAUGGAUUUCAGCCAAAACAUGGAGCAGCUCAACGUCAUCGUUGCGUCUGAAUUCAAUUCUCAAUGCAGAGCCUGACAGCCCUGGCAGUCUCAAAGGCUCCUUCAAAGAUCCAGAUGACCAAGUAAUGAUUUACAACAUUGCUUGGAAACCGCAGCUGAGCUCUCUGACUGGUAGAGAGCUGCUCAAAUUUUGCGAUGAUACUGCCCUGGUCCACGACGAGACCUUCGAAAAUGAAUGGGCGCUGAAGGUAGAUACCAUCAUGAUAUUAGCUACGCGAAAAGCCUUGCGUGACUUGAAAGAAGUAGAUCUCGAUCGUGCUCCAAGCUAUAUGCGACGGUAUGUAAAAUCUCUCCAGCACCUCUACGUCACACCAUCAGCUGGUGAAACUAAAUAUAUGAGUGACUCGGAACUUGAUCUCCUUCUGGAAGAGUGCGAACUAACAAAUCCAAACUGUGGCAUAUUUUUGACCAUUGGCCGUAUGCUACCAUCCAUUCUACGGGGUGAACAAGACCCUCUGGAGCUGAUGUUCGCAAGCAAGAGUGCUGAAAAGCUCUACACCUACCUCGCCAACCAGCAAAUGCGCGAUGGCCGAUUUGCAAAAUUCCUCGACAUAGCGUCACACGAGAAGCCCACUCUUAAAAUUCUCGAGAUUGGUGCAGGAACUGGAAGUAUGUCUCGUCAUAUCCUCGGCUCUCUCGACCGCUUCGAGAAAGAAACAGGUCAAUACCGUUUCGCCAGCUAUACAUAUACCGAUAUUUCACCAAUGUUUUUCGAAGCUGCGCAAGAGGAAUUCGGAGACUUCCAUGGAAGACUGCUGUAUAAGACACUUGACUUGGAACGCGACCCCGUUAAACAAGGUUUUGAGCUUGAGAGUUAUGAUUUAGUCAUUGCAGGUCUCGUUCUUCAUGCUACAUCUAAUCUAGAGGCAACUCUGGGGCGAGUAAGACAGCUGCUCAAGCCUGGAACUCACAUCGUUAUGCAGGAAGUAGUCGCUACGAAUAGUGCUCGUGCUAAUGUCACCUUCGGCUCGCUUCCGGGUUGGUGGCUCAGUACCGAAGAGUGGAGCGAAUAUACACCUCUCUUGACAACAGAUCGUUGGGGAGAGCUAUUACUCGAGACGGGAUUCUCUGGGGCAGAAAUAGUCCUCAGGGAUUAUAAAAGCGACAUUUGCCACCUAUGCAGUAUGAUUAUUUUGAAAAAGGUCAAUACUGCAGAAUCAGAAACGAUCGUAGCUUCAAUCGGCAGAGAUCCACAAUCAGAACCCAAAUACACAAAUCUUGGAAUUGGAACAUCUCAUGAAGGGUUGUGGUGGCCUUCGUCCAAAGACACCAUUGUUUCUCUAGUGGAGUUCGAUAUGACACGAUUAAGUUCUUUGUCUGAGCAAGAAUUUCGGUCAUUGAAGGAGCUUGUACAAGGCGUAGAAGCUAUUCUGUGGGUUGGUUAUCUGCCAUUAGCUGAUGGCAAAAUGAUCAAUCCAUUUCCCGCCGUUGCGACAGGUUUUCUGCGCAGUAUCCAGUCUGAAGAACCUGAGAAGCAUAUUGUAACUCUGAUCGCAGAGUCCGGUUUCCCGAGCACAACAGCGAAACAUGUGCUCGAUAUCCUCGACAAAUGCUUUGGAGAGAAGCCUGCAUCUCUUGAAAUUGAGUUUGUUGUGCAAGGUGGCCAUUUGACGAUUGGGCGCUUGAUGAAAGGAAUUGAACUCGAUGCCGAACGGUCGGCACGCGUAAGACCACAACUCCGUACGGAACCAUGGAAACCUGGUCCACCAGUAGCGCUCGAGGUCGGAGUUCCUGGAAUGCUAGAUAGACUGCGUUUCGUGGAAGAUACUGCAUAUAACGACGCCUUGGGUCCGGAUGAAGUUGAAAUCGGGGCCGUUUCAUGGCCAAUUAGCUUUCGCGAUGUGUUUGUGGCACUUGGUAGGCUAGGUAUGGAUGGGCUUGGCGUUGAAUGUGCGGGAGUCGUCACAAGAAUUGGAAACAAGUGUCAGUAUGAAAUAAAAUGUGGUGAUCGUGUAGUGAUGGUUUCAGUGGGGUGCAUGAAGAGUCAUCCGAGGACUGGAGCUGACAGAGUCGUUAAGAUCCCCAACAACUUAUCGUUCAACGAAGCUGCCGCGGCAGUUAAUCCUGGUAUCACGGCAUACUACUCAUUGAUAAAUAUAGCGCGUCUGCAACGUGGAGAGAAAAUUCUUAUUCACUCCGGUGCAGGUAGCACCGGUCAAAUGGCUAUCGCCAUAGCACAAUGGCUUGGAGCAGAAGUUUUUACCACUGUUGGGUUUGAUGAAAAGAAGCAACUUCUUAUUGAUCGAUUUGAAAUUCCUGAUGAUCAUAUUUUCUACAGCCGUAAUACGUCAUUUGCCAAAGGGAUCAUGCGGGUAACUAAGGGUUACGGCGUUGAUGUUGUGCUUAACUCAUUGUCAGGGGAAGGACUUCGUGCAAGUUGGGAAUGCAUCGCACCAUAUGGAAGGUUUGUGGAGAUCGGGAAAGCGGACAUCGGGGUAGACUCGUCGUUGCCUAUGGGUAGCUUUGCGAGAAAUACCAGCUUUACUGAUGUUGACCUCGUACAUCUAUCCGUUACAAAUGUCAAGCUACUUCGUCAUCUAAUAGAAGAAGUGGUGACCUUGAUAUCUCAAGGGGAUAUUGGCGGGCCAGAGCCUUUCCACUUGUAUCCUGCAUCUAAUGUCGAAAAAGCCUUUCGGUAUAUGCAAAAUGGAAAGAAUACAGGCCGCAUUAUCAUGACGAGUCGAGAUGAGGAUCCUAUCCCUAAAUUUUUGACUCUCAAAAGUGACUGGAAUAUGGAUGCUGGUGCAUCUUACGUCGUUGUUGGUGGAUUUGGCGGUAUUGGCCGCGCAAUACUUCGAUGGAUGGCAGAUAGAGGGGCUAAAAACCUCAUAGUUCCCUCAACUUCGGGAACAUCAUCCCAGGCAGCGGUGAAUAUAGUCUUAGAACUAACAAGGAGAGGCGUUCGCGUAAUAACAAAAAUUUGUAAUGUUGCAUCAGACACAGAUUUGAUAACAUUGCUACAAGACUGUGCCGUCAGCAUGCCGCCUAUUAAAGGAUGCAUCAACGCGGCUAUGGUCCUCCAGGACUCGGUAUUUGAAAACAUGACACAUGCGCAAUGGACAAGAACGAUACGGUCCAAGGUCAAUACAAGCUGGAAUCUUCACAAACUAUUGCCUAAGGAUAUGGAUUUCUUCAUCCUUCUCUCAUCCAUCGCAGGCAUCUAUGGAUCCCCCGGACAAAGUAAUUACGCAGCUGACUGUACCUUUCAAGACGCUUUAGCAAGAUCCCGAUCCGCUGCUGGAUAUCGAGGCUCAGUUUCAAUAAACCUCGGCUGGAUGCGUACCAUCGGUAUUAUUGCCGAGACAAAAGAAUAUCAACGUAGCCGCCUAAAUGUGGGUGAUAUGUCCCAAGUUGUGGAGGCUGAUUUCUUCGCUCUGCUUGAGCAUUAUUCACACGUUCAUGCUCGGGGCGAGGCACCGAUCGAUUUUUUAAAACGACCUCUCUUUGCUGGCUUCAGCGCUCCGCAGCUUUAUGAUGUGAAUAAGCACAAAUCUACCGUCUGA
Messenger RNA from Botrytis sinoallii, 6717 nucleotides. RefSeq lists its product as uncharacterized. The coding region runs from base 1 to 6717 and encodes 2238 amino acids. Gene Ontology annotation, biological process: secondary metabolite biosynthetic process; fatty acid biosynthetic process. The transcript is spliced from 14 exons. Gene Ontology annotation, molecular function: fatty acid synthase activity; oxidoreductase activity; 3-oxoacyl-[acyl-carrier-protein] synthase activity. Lineage: Eukaryota; Fungi; Ascomycota; Leotiomycetes; Helotiales; Sclerotiniaceae. The record is from RefSeq and is a predicted model, not a curated record.